AAGCUGAUUAUACUAGGAGACAAAGAAAUCAACAGUACCGCGCAUCAUGGUGUAAGCUGAUGAUGCUUGGGAGAGGGACACAGCUAUGUAAUCUGCUACGGCGUUGAAUAUUAGCCAACGACCGUGUACGUGUAAAACACGUGAGGAAGCUGAUGUACGUGACAGAUAUACAUUGUCAUGUCAGAGUUAAAGGUCAAACAUAUUUCCUUACUACAGACCCGUGUUAUAAUUGUGAGAUAAGUGUAUCUUCUGCUAGGUUCACACAGAUUACACGAUCAGCUGAUCGCCAGGGACGUUCGGUCUUCUCCAAACGUGAUUACACACAGGACUCCAACAUACCCAUGGUUUCUAAGGAAUCUAUCUGUGCCGGAUCUGCUGCGUGCUUGCAAGGUCACGCUGAGACUAUGACCCCAGAUACUCAAACACGCCGGACAAAGUGACAUGAAUAUGGCGGUAGAGAAAAGUGAAGUUGGUGACUCGCCUUCCACGAUAUUGCAGAUCAACCCUGUUGCGCCACUCCUGUGCAAGGACGAACAGACGUCCAACCAUGAGUUACCCAGUGUGACGGACAACGUUCCACCUCCUGAUGGAGGAUGGGGGUGGUUCGUUGUCCUUGGGAGUUUUCUGGCUCAUCUUAUCAUAGGAGGCUUCAUGCGAUCUGGAGGCGUGAUAUUCAUUGAACUUGAGCACAAAUUCCACCAAUCAGCGUCGGAUACUGCCUGGGCUGUGUCCCUACACACUAGUCUUCGUCUUUUAUUCGGUCCCCUGGCCAGCAUGCUGUGUAACCGUUUUUCCUGCCGGACGGUGACGAUCAUGGGAAGUCUCGUGUCAGCAAUCUCUGUCCUCAUCAGUGCUUUUGUUUCUAACCUGUUCGUCUUAUACUUAACAAAUGGACUUCUACUAGGUAUAGGCCAGGCUCUGAUAUAUACCACAUCCGUCGCCAUUGUUGGUCUGUAUUUCCACGCGCGGAGAGGCACGGCCGUUGGAAUUGCCAAUGCAGGAGUUGGAGCAGGAACAUUUUUAUUUCCGCCUCUGAUUGAGAUUAUGUUUAACCAGUAUGGUUUUAUGGGUACAUUCCUCAUAGUGGCAGGUCUGUUCCUUAAUGGUGUGGUGUGUGGCGCCCUCUACCGGCCCAUCAAAGCUGAAGACGAAGAUUUAGUGGUUGAAUACAGUGAACCGAGCCAUGAUGGCCACAAUGUAACGAAUGAGAAUGGUAGCUUGAUCCUGGUUCACUUCUCGCGAGAUGAUCUGCGUGCACUAUCCCACUCCAGUUUGUGCUAUGACAUAAACAUAUUAGGAAGCCUUCAACAUCUCAACAAAGCAGCAAAACUAAACGUUGUUCAGUUGCCCAGUGGGCCUCCGGGCUCUCCCUACGGAUAUGGCAGGGAAAGAGCAGAUAGCGAGUCCUGCCGUCCGCGAUCAAAGCAUUUGCUGGGAUCGGAUUUUGACAUGAGAAAUGAGCGAAUAAGAUCCGGAAGUGAUGUUACACCUAUUAAAAAGCAGGCAUUUAUCAACAGCAUGCAUGCCAGAUCGGCAAUGUUGCAUGUUGAAGAGGUAAAACAAUUGGAAAAAGAAUCUAUAUCAGAACCGGAAUCAGAGGAGCAAACGGAAUCAGAUGUAGAUAAAAAUAAAAUACUCGAUCUGUCUCCUUUAAAGAACAUCCGGUUUGCUACACUUGGAGUGGGUAUAGGACUAUUAACGUUGUCAUUUCAGUCUUCAUUUGUAUUUCUGCCCCCGCUUGUGCUACAAAGAGGAAUGUCAGAGAGCCAGGGGGCUUUUCUAGUCUCUAUAACGGGUGCUAUGGAAACAUUUGGCAGUGUGUCGUCUGGGUUUUUGGUUGACCUUGACAUUGUGCGACCACACCGCCUCACCAUUUACAACGCUGCUAUGGUGUUACUCGGUUUGCUGACAUUGGUGAUGCCCUUCCUCGAUUUUUUUGUCCUUCUCGCGUUUGUGUGCGGUGUGUAUGGGUGUGUGCUAGGUAUGUGUCUAGCGCAGAAGGCAACUCUCGUUGUGGACAUUACAGGGAUCGACAAUCUCGUAAGCUCUUUUGGAAUUCUCGUCUGUUUUCAGGGUAUUGGUACCCUCAUAGGACCGCCCCUUGCAGGCGCUAUAAAAGACAUUACGGGUAGGCACCAGGACGGAUUUCUAGUGGGAGGCGCCAUCUUGAUAUGUGCUGGUUUCAUUCAGGCUGGAGGUCUUCUCUACCAUCGCCUCUCUCGAACUACAAAAGAUGCAUAGGCAUCACACGUCUCCAAUACGACAGGAGCCUCGAGUUCAUCUCUCUGUUGCAGACGCAGAAACUUCAAUUCUAUAAGUAUUGUCCUAAAAGUGGCUAAGUAUCAAGCAAAGAGGUUGUUGAUGUAAAGGACACAUAGGUAUGCGAUGAUGCCAGACGACAAAAAAGAGUGAUUUUGCUUUAAUUUUAACAAAGUAUUUCAUCGAUAUUGACGACAAUGCAAAUUCCAGGUCGAGAUUGUCAAAAUUGUCGGUAAUGCUAAAAUACAGAUAUACAUCCACAUGUUUGCGAGAGAAUAAGAUGCUCGAGAAACGUCAAUGGCGGAAAUGUUAGUCUUACUGACUCACGUUUACGUAUUGAACUCUUGGGCUAUAUUCAUUCUGCGAGCAACUUCAUAUUGAGUACAUUAGCGAACGUAAUCCGUCACGGCAGCUUCAAAACUUACAUUCCAUCCUUAGUCUUCUACAAGUGUCCGGCAAUGCAGUCCAUAGUUAAAUACAUUAAUUAUAUUUAGAAUCCCAAUACAAUAUCGAGAUUAAUAAAUGAAUUCAAACUCUAGUUACCAAUUUAGGUUUGGGUUUGAUUAUUAAAAUGAUAACAUAGUAGUGCUUGAUAUAAACAGCAAUGUCUUUAUAUUAUAACUGGCGUCCAUUCUCUAAAUCUAAACCUCAUGCUGUCAUUUGACUCGUCAUUUAAACUUCUUUUGUACUUUAUAUUCCUGCGUCAAGACCAAUUUCUCUUGCUUGAUAAUAUACUAGUCACGAGAAUUCAUUUAAAUAACUGAAGAACACUUUGAGCGAAUCUAAAUAACAUUAAGAAUAUGUAUACAAGUUCCGUAAACAUAACGUAUCAAAAGGUUGUAGUUUAGGGUGACCAUGUCAUAUUAAAUGGGUUUGUUAUACGACUACUGUGACCUUGAAUGUAGAUCAACUUUAUUCAUUUACGUGUGAAAUGUAUCUUAUUGAGGGACAUGUCAUUGCUUUGUGAAAUAUGUGUGAUGAAGUGUAAAAAACACAAGAUUACCCGUGUAUGGUAGAUUGUGUGGAGAUGAUUGAUGUGAAGAAUGGAUAUAUUCACUGCUAAUACGCUCAAUUCUGCAGUUAUGUCACUUUAUCGAAAACAUGAGUGUACCAUUGUAUGAAAUGAGUGUAAUGUUGUAUGAAAUGAGUGUAAUGUAUGAAAUGAGUGUACUAUUGUUUGAAAUUGUGUACUGUUGUAUGAAAUGAGUGUACUACUGUAUGAAAUGAGUGUACUAUUGUAUGAAAUGAGUGUACUAUUGUAUGAAAUGAGUGUACUAUUGCAUGAAAUGAGUGUACUAUUGUAUGAAAUGAGUGUAUUGUUGUAUGAAAUGAGUGCUUUAUUGUUUGAAAUGAAUAUACUUUGGUAUGAAAUGAGUGUACUGUUGUAUGAAAUUUGUAUCGAGACACAGUCUUGUCGCAUACAUUUUGUUACAUAAAUAUGUACAUACAUUUUUACAUCAAAUACAUACAUAUAUUACUUAUCUACCAUCUACUACAUCAAUAUGCUACGCAUUAAAUGCAAUGUUUCUUUUAUAUUGAUAAACAUAAUUUAGUUAUUUCAGUAAGUAUUUUGCCUUUGCUUAUGUAAGCAGUUGUCACGCGAUGAAGACGUGACAGUCUAUUAUACUUGUUGUUGGCUGUUUAGAUAACUGAUAACAUAUUCGUAUGCACGCGUGUAGCCUCAUACAUACAUGCAUACUGCUGCUCACUCUUAAAUUUGCAAUACCUGGCAGAGAGAGUGAUGCAUUAUAAUUAACCAAUGUAUUGAUAUUCCAAUAACACCAUCACAAACUAGGACCGCCUUUAUGAUUAUUCUUAACUUAAGGAAAUUUCCCCAAUUAACUAAAUCUUAGGAAAGACUUAAGAAUAUUAAAAAUAAUGCCUUAAGAUUUUUCUCAUAAAAAUACUUAAGUUAAUGGUAAUGAGACCUGGACCUGAGAUAUUAAAAACAAAACACGAUAUUUUUUCUGCCAAUUCAACAACCUAUGAAAGUCAUACGCGAACGCCUAAUAUGCACUUCUAUAUAUCUUAGAAUUAUCUAAUCAUGCGUAUAGAGUAUUUUGUAUACCCUUCGUAUGUGAUAUGAUUUUUUUGUACAUUAAGCUUUCACGAAAGCAGGAUAUUUGACGUUUCUCUGUUCCGUCUUGCUACCACUAUCUCUUCGUUAUUUAUUAUAUCAGCGGUCUAUUUAAUGGCAGAAUUUGGUGAAACAGCAAAGGUUUGUUUACAUUUUACAAGUGCGAAUAUCGGUGUAAUCGGUCAAAGCUCUGGGUCAAUUUACCAACAUAAAUCUCUUAUGAUCAUUCUAGGUACCUUGUCUAUUGACAUUAGUUGAUGAUAUUUCAAAGGCAUAUUUACUUUUACAGAUCUUGGGUAAGCUCAAAUAGCAGCAAGAUCGGUCAAGGUCACUACUACCGAAAAUCAUUUAUCGCGUUUUAUCGGUGUCAUCAUUACUAGUAAAUAUAAUUUCGCAUUGUCGCUCUCACAUUGAUUAGUUUAUUCCAGAUAUUAACAAGAGGUCGCUUUAUCAAUUGGUAUACAAUUCAUUCUUGCUUGUAACAUUAAAUCCUUAUAUCUUGUUCUUUGCAUAUCCAUUUAAUAAUCGGUAAAGCGCACUAUGCAAUACACAUGCCUAUGUUUCAUAAUCUAAUAUGAUAAGGAGUAUAUACUAUUCAGUUAAUUAGUCAUGCUGUAAGAAUGAAUGUAUCUGAUAAGCAUGAUGUCAAAAACAACCAGACAUAACGUUCAUAUGUAUAAUUAGCUUGCUGUUUAAAGUCAUCUUUACAAUUCUCAGACAACACCGUUGUCUGUCGAUGACAACCAUGUCCAUGCAGUAUGAAUGGCUAUUCACCAAUCGUACUUUAGGAAAGUGCUGCCAUGGACCCACACCAUUAAUGCUAACGGCUAUUUUUGCAAUCGUUUGAUUUGUUAAGUAUCUGACCAUCUCAGUGGAAUGUUCAUGUCACAGUGUAAAUAAUUGGAAAUCAUCAAAUAUGUGUAUGACAGUGUCGAAGGGCAUUGAUUAAUAAGUAAACACAUGGUAUCAUGCAUGUAAUUUAGAAAUGAUGCUGUCAAAUAUCAAACAAAUGAAGUAUUAACCUGUAUUCUUUCCAGAGACAAGGUGAAAAAAUCAUGAACAUCAUUCCAAGCUAAUGAGAUUAUACUCGUUUUCUGUUAGAAGUAUUUGAACCCGAUCAUGUUUACCAUUUAUUGGACUGAAACAUAACUUAAUACUUAUAUUUCUGCUUGAUUUUAACAAUAUCUAAUAUUCAUAUUCGUUAUUCAUCUUAGAACUAGAUCACCAGUAAGCAGAAUUAAGACCAUAUUUUAACUGUUUCCAUUGUUAUGAUUAUGGCGUAACAGCUACAUAUUCAUUUUUAUGUAUUUAUAUUUAUAUAUGAAUAUAUCCUUGAUAAAUCAACUGGUCAGCUUACUUUUGCAAUUAAGAAAAAUGAAAUAUGAAAGAUAAGUCGUGUGUGGAGACGUCUUAAACGAAGUGCAAUUUUCAUUAUUGAAUAACCAAAAACGCAAAUGCCAAUGUUUAUAUGGUCUUUGAGAUAAUUAAUGAAUGGAUAUGUAUGAUGUCGGCUUCAUAACCUGAAUGCACAUUCCCAAGUGCCAAUGUACAUGUCACAAAGUGCCAAUGUAUUCUAAACCAGAAUGAAUGGUAAAGGUAACAUAAGCCUCACAAUUCCUGAUUAAUAAGAAGCAUUCCACCAGAUUGUGAGGAAAGGUGAAAGGUAUGCCACGGUUAUUGCUUAUCCAGAGUUGCAAGAUUCAUUUUAUAAAGUAAACACGUUUAUAAUUAGCACCCUGCACCAUUAAAAAGGAUUCACUAUAGUCAACAUUCCGAAAUUUGGUCUGUAGUUGUGUAUUACUUCUCAGGGGUCACACCACUUCCUUGUUUAUGCAUUUUAUAAGAACCCUGUGGUAUUAUAAGACAUUUCCUGUUUUGCGUAGAUGGCCCACUUCUCCGUCUAGGACGUCAUCAGCGUUUGUAAUAUCCCCACCGGGAUCCAACAUUUUAUAUGGUAACCCAGUGUUUCAAUUUAGUUUUGAUAUCCCCGAAAAGACGUUUUCUUUCCAGCAAUGAAAAAUCUUAAAUAUGAAACCUUUUAAAGUCUGCCAGGCAUAUAUACCUUUCAACACAUGCAUUCGUUGAAAACUUACUUUCUAGAAGUAUUUGUAUUCAACAAUUAUAUCAACGUCUAUGCCAAACAGAAGUCUGAGUCUGUGUAUGUGGUUUGGCUACGUAAAUAUCGGAGACGUCUGAUAAUAUGCGUAUUUUUCAAUAAAAUUUAUGUUAGUAUCCAGAUUUCAAUAUAAAUAGUUUGACACAAAAAUAAUAAUACAUUUGUAUACAUAUUUAUGAAGAACAGAUAUCAUGUGUUCGACGAGAAAUAAAAUAUAUCUCUGUUGAU
This is a messenger RNA of Pecten maximus, 6680 nucleotides long. RefSeq names its product monocarboxylate transporter 12-like. Gene Ontology annotation, molecular function: monocarboxylic acid transmembrane transporter activity. The coding region runs from base 442 to 2241 and encodes 599 amino acids. Lineage: Eukaryota; Metazoa; Mollusca; Bivalvia; Pectinida; Pectinidae. The transcript has 8 exons. The record is from RefSeq and is a predicted model, not a curated record. Gene Ontology annotation, biological process: monocarboxylic acid transport; transmembrane transport.